AUGUCCCUCACAAAAGCCGCCACCACCGCUCUGCGCACCCUCCCCCGGCAGCCCGCGAUCCGCUCUCCUGCCGCCGCCCUCGUGAACCAACAGCGCAAUGUCUCGGACGCCUCGACCUCCCACUCCGACUUCAAAUCCCCCUUCCACCGCGGCACGACCCCCAACCACCAGGACACGACCGUGAUACCGAGCUUCGGCAAGUACAAGAAUGGCACGGAGACGGGCAACAAGAUGUUCCAGUACUUCAUGGUGGGUGCUUUCGGAGGGUUGAGCGCGAUGGGGGCGAAGAACACCGUGCAAGACUUCCUCAAAAACAUGUCCGCCUCCGCCGACGUCCUGGCCAUGGCCAAAGUCGAAGUCGACCUCGCCUCCAUCCCCGAGGGCAAGAACGUCAUCAUCAAGUGGCGCGGCAAGCCCGUCUUCAUCCGCCACCGCACCUCCGACGAGAUCAAAGAGGCCGAGGACUUCGACUGGAAACAACUGCGCGAUCCGCAACCCGACGAGGACCGAGUGCAGAAGCCGGAGUGGCUGAUCAUGCUGGGCGUGUGCACGCAUUUGGGGUGUGUGCCGAUUGGAGAGGCGGGAGACUAUGGUGGAUGGUUCUGUCCUUGUCAUGGUAGCCAUUACGAUAUUUCUGGGCGAGUAAGAAAGGGCCCGGCGCCGCUGAACCUGGAAGUUCCGGCCUAUGAUUUCCCAGAGGAUGGCGCGCUGGUUAUUGGCUAG
Saxophila tyrrhenica is the source of this 723-nucleotide messenger RNA. RefSeq names its product ubiquinol--cytochrome-c reductase catalytic subunit rip1 (gene RIP1). The transcript has 2 exons. Gene Ontology annotation, cellular component: membrane. Lineage: Eukaryota; Fungi; Ascomycota; Dothideomycetes; Mycosphaerellales; Extremaceae. Gene Ontology annotation, biological process: mitochondrial electron transport, ubiquinol to cytochrome c. Gene Ontology annotation, molecular function: quinol-cytochrome-c reductase activity; 2 iron, 2 sulfur cluster binding. Bases 1 to 723 code for a protein of 240 amino acids. The record is from RefSeq and is a predicted model, not a curated record.